Messenger RNA from Python bivittatus (Burmese python), 2837 nucleotides. The record is from RefSeq and is a predicted model, not a curated record. Lineage: Eukaryota; Metazoa; Chordata; Lepidosauria; Squamata; Pythonidae.
CGGCGGUCCGCCCCUUCGCUCGGUCUUGAUCUCCCUCUCCCUCCCUCUCCCUCCCUCGUGCAGGAACAAGGAGUCUGCGUCUGGGACUGUCACGGCCAUGGGGAAGGACUACUACAAGGCCCUGGGGAUCCAGUCGGGGGCCAACGAGGAUGAGAUCAAGAAAGCCUACCGCAAAAUGGCCCUCAAGUACCACCCGGACAAGAACAAGGAUCCCCACGCGGAGGACAAGUUCAAGGAAAUAGCCGAGGCCUACGAUGUGCUGAGCGACCCCAAGAAGCGGGCGGUCUAUGACCAGUACGGGGAGGAGGGACUCAAAGCUGGUGGUGGUCCUGCCGGCCCUUCUGGGAGCACCUUCCACUACACCUUCCACGGGGACCCUCAUGCCACGUUUGCCUCCUUCUUUGGGGGCUCCAACCCCUUCGAUAUCUUUUUCAGUAGUGGCCGAUCCAGGGUCUUCAAUGGCUUUGACCAUGAGGACAUGGAUGUUGAUGACGAUAGUGAUGAUCCGUUCAGUGCUUUCAGCCGUUUUGGUUUCAAUGGCAUCAACGGUGUGCAUCGGCGGCACCCAGAGCCCAUCCACAUGCGCCGGAAGGUGCAGGAUCCGCCCGUGGUUCAUGAGCUCAAGGUUUCUCUGGAAGAAAUCUACCAUGGUGCUACUAAGCGGAUGAAGAUCACCCGCCGGCGGCUGAACCCGGAUGGGCGAACAGUGCGGACAGAGGAUAAGAUCCUAAACAUCGUCAUCAAGAGAGGGUGGAAGGAAGGCACUAAGAUCACCUUCCCCAAGGAAGGAGAUGCUACCCCAGACAACAUCCCAGCUGAUAUUGUCUUCAUUCUGAAGGACAAGCCACACACUCAUUUCCGUCGUGAUGGGACAAACAUCAUCUACACAGCCAUGAUCAGUCUUAAAGAGGCCCUCUGCGGCUGCACCGUCAACAUCCCCACAGUGGACGGGCGCGUGAUCCCCCUGCCCUGCAGCGACAUCAUCAAGCCAGGCACUGUGAAGCGGCUGCGUGGGGAGGGCCUGCCUUUUCCCAAGGUGCCCUCCCAGCGUGGGGACUUGAUCGUGGAGUUCAAAGUCCGCUUUCCGGACAGAAUAGCCCCCCAGACCCGUCAAAUCCUCAAGCAACACCUGCCCUGCUCCUAGAGCUGCUGGGCCGGGCCACGCCUGCCUGCCAGCCUGCCUGCCUGCCUGCCUGCCAGCCAGCUUGCCCUCCAAGCAGCAAUACUUCACGCCGCGCCCGAGCCGCAUUGCACCUGACCUGGGCGUCGCCCCAGGGCCCACCUGCCUCUUGCUGCAAACCAUGUCCUCCCGUUGCAAGAGACACGCUCUGGUCUGACUGUGCCUCCACGCCCCCCGGCAGCUUGGCUCACUUCAGGAGGUUCCCUUUUGGAUCUGGUGUCCCUGCUUUGCGUGAGCCUCGGGGGUGCCAGGUCCGCUCCCAGGGAGCUUUUCUUCUCCAGAGCCUGGCUGGGGAGUGACUGUCCAUUUUUCAUCAAGGAACACCAGAGCCCUGUAAAUAGACCCCGGCUCCUCUCCUCUUUCCUGCCCACUCCGUCUGGAUUGCAGCCGGUGGGGAUCACAACGCCAGCCCCGUCCUACGCAGCAGGAGCAGACCCCAGCCAGAGCUGGAUCCCCUUCCCGUGCCAGGCACGGAGAAGGGCCGCCUCUGUCCGCCUUCUGUUUGCGCACGCAGACCCUGCGGCAUUGGACCGAAUCAGCCCUCUCCAGCAAGCCACGGCCUGCUUUGAGACGCAGCAGGGGCCUGGCGCUCGGGGCGCUUUGGACGGAAGGAUCCUCUUUGUAUUCUAAUAGAAAUGUCAUAAGGACUAGUCUCUUCCUGUCUGUGUUGGGUUUUCCUCUUAAUUCCUCAGGAAGGGCUGGCGGGGGGGGGCACGAGGGGGCUCCCGGCGGAAGGUGGGCGGGAACGGGAGCUGCAGGGCGACCACUGAGGGGGCGGGGGGCUGGGCUGCUUCCGGUGGGUCGCCAGGUGGUGGUGGUGGUGGUGUGUUUUCUGGGGGCAGGAGGGCAAGCCUGGGUGGGCAGAGGGGCGUGAGAUCUGCUUGGGUGCUGCUGGGUGCGUAGGCUGUCUUUUAACUCUUCAGGGGGAGAUUUUUAAAGAAACGUUUCUUAUCCUUGACAAUUACGUUUUGCUUUAGGCCGGGGCUGGCCGUGUUGUCGGGCCUGGAGGGGACCGGGGGCAGGUGUCCAAAGCUGCUUUGCCAGACAGCAUCUUGUCACCUUCUCCAUCCCCCCCCGCCCCCCUGAAUUAAAAACUUGUGUCAAGACUCUUCUGUGGGAUUGUGGACUUUCCACCCUUUCCGUUUUGAAUUAAAACAGUUUCUCUAACUUAAAACGGAGGUGACCCCUUGGGGACCCUUUCAGUCCAUAGCUGCCAAGGCACCCAGGGUGACCUCCCCCCCUCCUUUCAGGUGGGUGGCGGAGCCGCGGGAGGCAAGCUUGGCUUGGCCGUGGUCGGACGGAGGCUCCGGAGGCCGUGCGCAGCCACUUCCUGUAUAGUUGUACAGAACUGAACACUUCCCUCCUUUAAAUGUGCAAUGUUUUGGGAGAAGAUAGAACCGUGAUGCGGUGUGGAACUUGCCAGCCGUUUGGAUGGUUCGGACAAGGCCUUUUUUUUCACCCUCCGAUGUGUGUGUUUUCCCAAUACAAAAAAACGGUUGCUGACUCUGCGGGCCAAGAGGACGAGGCGGAGGGGGCCAUGCCUUGCUGGGGUCUCUCCGUUUCAGGGAGACCCCGAGUGGUUUUAUAGCGUUUUUUUGGAAUUUCUCCUUUUGUAAUGUCCUGUAUUAAUAUUUAAAAAUAAAAUAUUUUAAAAGUA